This is a messenger RNA of Ruditapes philippinarum (Manila clam), 2400 nucleotides long. RefSeq lists its product as uncharacterized. The transcript is spliced from 5 exons. Lineage: Eukaryota; Metazoa; Mollusca; Bivalvia; Venerida; Veneridae. The record is from RefSeq and is a predicted model, not a curated record. The coding region runs from base 1 to 2400 and encodes 799 amino acids.
AUGUCAUGUAAACAUGCAUCCUUGUUCUGCGUUUUACGGUGUAUAUUUCGCUCGCAAGCGGAAGUCACUGUGGACGAUGGAGUGUACGCUGUGAACAUGUUCAUAUGUUUAUCCGUUACACCCCAACUAGUUACAUUUUCUGCACCAUCUGAUUUGACAGCUAGUGACGUUUAUACAACAAAAUCUUCUAAUCUGCUUCAUUUAGUGUCCUUUGCUACCAGUAAUAUAUUAGUGACAUCAACUAGCACUUCGACAUUGACAUCUUCUAACGUCCAGUACUUGACGACAUCUAACAUAUUUCAUUUGACAACAUCUUCUGACGAACCUCAAUUAUCAACAUCUUCAUGCUGUAAUUAUUUGACAAUAUCAUCUGACGAACAUUUAUUGUCAAAAUUCUCUCGCGUUCCUGAUUUGAUAACAUAUUCUGACGAACCUCAUGUGGCAACAUUAUCCGACGAACCUCAUUUAGGAACAUCUUCUAGCAUUCUUUACCUAACUACGUCAUCAGUCAUACCUUAUUUGGCAACAUCUUUUGACGAACCUCAUUUUGGAACAUCUUCUAGCAUUCCUUAUAUAACUACGUCAUCAGCCAUACCAUAUUUGGUAACAUCUUCUGAUGAAGAUUUGGUAACAUUAUCUAGCAUUCCUUAUAUAACUGCGUCAUUAGUCACACCAUAUUCGGCAACUUCUUCUGACAAACAACACUUUGGAACAUCGUCCAGCGUUCCUUAUCUUGCUACGUCGUCAACUAUACCAUAUUUGGCAACGUCUUCAAAUGUUCACUCUCUAGUAACAUCUUCUGACAUAAAUCAUUUAUCAGCAUAUUCAAGUAUUCCCAAUUUAACCACGUCGUCUAGCGAACCACAUUGGCCAAUAUCCACAAGCGUUCCAUAUCUUAUAACAUUUUUAGAAGUGUCUCAUACGUCAACAUCUUCAAGCGUUCCAAAUUUGAAAUCAUCGUCUGACACUUCUGAUAUGGGAACAUCGUCAAGCAGUCUGAGUUCAACAACAUCGUCCGUCGUUCCUAAUUUCGCUUUAUCUUUAAGCGUACCCUUUUUAGCAACAUCUCCUGGACUGCAUCAGUCGGAAACAUAUUCCAGCACUGCCAAACAGCAUCUGCCAACAUCCACUAUCGUUCAGUAUCUAUCAGCAUCUUUUGACGGCAGUAUUUUGGAAACAUCUUCAAGCGUUCAAUAUUCAACAAAAUCAUCUGAAAGACCACGCUUGGCAGCAUCAACUACCGUUUCCUAUUUACCAACAUCUUUUGACCUACAGAAUGUGUCAACACGUUCUAGCCUUCCCUAUUUAUCAACAUCUUUUGACGUGCCUCAGUCUGCAAUACAUUCUCCUCUCCGUUCUCACUUGAAAACAUCAUCUAUUGUUCUACAAUCAGAAACGUCUUCGAGUAAUACAAAAUCGACAUCUUCUUUUGCUCCACAGUUAACAUCGUAUUCUACUGCUUUUGAAUCAACGCCAUUAUAUGGCACCAGUUCUAUACCUACAUUAUCUAAUGUAUCGCCUUCAACUUUAUCAUAUGGAUCUUAUCAAUCAAUAUUGUCGCGAUCAGCAAAGUCUUCUGGUGUUACUCAAAUUGCGUCAUCAGAAAAUUUUGCAUCAACAACAAAUGCCGGCGUUUCUCCAUCUUCCUGCGUUCGUCUUUUACCAAAUUCCCUUAUUUCUUCUCAUUCAAAGACAGCAUAUUUAGCAACAUCAAUAUUUACAAAAACCUACAUACUGAGUGAGUCAACAACUUCAUCUCGCUCUCCUAUACAACAGACUUGUACUACUGAUCGUUCAAACCCAUCAGUAACUAGUAAACCUGCACUAGCAUCUUGGAUUUCCUCAAGAUUCGCAACUUCAAGCACAGUGGCAUAUUUAUCUUCUUCGAUAAAUAGACCCGUUUCAGGAAGCAAGCUCAUAAUUUCUUCUAAAGCUGCGUUCAGUAUAGCUGAUAUAUCUACAACUAAAACUCCAUAUCCGUCCAACUUAUUGAGGUCAUCGAACCAAUUGACAAGUGAAACUUUAAAACCUACAAAAUAUUUACGAAGUUCAAUUGAUCUCUCUACUAAAACAACGGCAUCUUCGAUUACCGCAUCUUCUAUAAUACCCGUAUGGUGUCCAUGUUCGUGUGAACAAGCUAAACUUAUUGCUGGUCUUACUAGUACAAAUAAAACAACUCAAGAAGUUGAAGAAGAAAUAGAGGAGGCGUUGAUAGAAUUAACAGUCAAUUCCAAGACAACUACUGUAAAUGAACGGAAAUUAGUAAGUGUUGACGACAAACGUGACUCAGCAAAAGUUGUUGGAACAAUAGGUGUUGUCUUCUGUUCCGUAAUCCUCACUUUGAUCGUUCUUUCUGACCUACCAGAGCUUAUUCGAGCUAUCAAAGCCGUGUUAUGUUAA